CGGGCGGAGCACCGUGUCACACCGCACGUGCGCACCUCGUGGCGCAGCUCGUGUGUCUGGAGAUUUCGACGUGUUUGGUGCUUCAGUGCGUUUGGGGUGUGUUGUGUGACUUGUAGCGUGCUUCAAGUGCGUUGACGUGGCGGCAGUGUGUGCGCACUGUGCGUGCGCGCGCGCGUGUGUGUGUGUGCUGUGGCGCGGAGGGCUCGGAAGUGCUGUGCGCUGAACCCGGAAGACCUCCCUGGAGACGGGCGGCGCUUAUCGCCCGGUAUAUCCGAGCCGGCCCUCGCGUGUCGUGUCACCUGACGGUCUCGACGGCGUGACGGCUGCUGGGCCCGCCGCCGGAUACUAAAUACGCAGCGGCCGCCGGAGCGGGCCCGCGCCGCCCGCCUCCGCCGGCGCUCCGGUUUCCAGGCCGGGCGCCGCGCCGAAUAAUCGGGCUGAUGCGGCGGGGGUGUGCGCGCGGCGGCGGCGGCCGGCGCCGGCAGACAUGAGCCGGGGGCGGGCGGUGCCGCCGGCGCUGCUGCCGCUGCUGCUGCUGCUGGCUGCGGGAAGACUCGGCGCGCAGCAGGUGGCCCGCAGGGAGAUAGUGAUCGGCACCCGACUGGGCCGCCUCCAGGGCAGGCUCGAGUAUGCCGAGACGUUCGACAGCGGCGGCGGCAGCCGCUACUACUACGCCUUCCGAGGGAUCCCCUACGCCCGGCCUCCGAUCGGCGACCUGCGCUGGGCGGAGCCGCGGCCGGCAGAGAGCUGGUCGGGCACGCUGGACGCCCGCUCGUUCCGUGACUUUUGUCCGCAGUAUGACGUCAACACGGACACGGUGGAGGGACAGGAGGACUGCCUCUACCUCAACGUCUUCACGCCCUUCCUACCAGGCCAGCUGUCGGCCAGCGGCGGUGGCGGCGCGCCCGGCGGCGGCCUGCUGCCGGUGCUGGUGGUAGUGCACGGCGGAGACUUUGUGCGCGGCGCCGCCAGUCUGCUGGGCCCCCAGCGACUCAUGAGGGAGGACGUCGUGCUGGUGACGCUCAACUACCGGCUCGGCGUGCUCGGGUUCAUGAGCAGCGGCUACCCGGAGCUGGCCGGAAACUACGGCCUGCUAGAUGUCAUCCAGGCGCUCUCCUGGGUCCGGGACGCGGCGCGAGACUUUGCCGGCGACCCGUCACGGGUCACCCUCGUGGGUCACGGCGCCGGCGCCGCCAUGGCGCACAUCCUGAUGCUCUCACCACGCGCCAAAGGUCUGUUCCAGCGCGUCGUCCUGCAGAGCGGCAGCAGCCUCUGUCCAUGGUCCGUCGAGCCAGAGCCGUACGACGCCGCCGCCCUGCUCUCCGACGACCUGGACUGCGGACGGGGCGACCGCGACUGUCUGCUCUCCCGGUCCGCCCAGCAGCUGGUCAGCGCAGCGCACCGGCGCAUGAGGUUUGUCAGUUUUGCCGGCCACAUGCGGCCGGUGGUGGACGCCGCGCUCCGGUCGGCGCCGGUGCUGCCCGCUGAGCCCCGCUCGCUGCUGGAGGCGCGCGACUUCACCCAGCUGCCGCUGCUGGCCGGCCUGGUGCGGGACGAGGCCCUACAGACCGUCCUCUACCAGUAUUUGGAGGCGGAGCGACCGACCGACGGCUACUACAUGGAGCACAGCGUGAUCGACUGGACACUGGAGCAGCUGUUUAGUUACAACUUCAGCCACCAGUCGGCGCUGGUGACGGCCGUCAAACGACUCUACCUGACCGACCUCGACUACAGCCGGCCAGCAGAGGUCAUCCCCAGGCUCACUGAGCUACUGACGGACGCCUGGUACACGACCUGCCACGACCUGACGGUGCGUCUGCACGCGGCCGCCGGUCCCGUCUACAGCUACCUGAUGGCGCACCGCGUCCCGGGCGGGCCGAGCCGCGUGCGGCCACUGGCGCAGCGGCUGCGCAGCCGCGGGCUCGACUCGGCGCUUCUCGACUCAGGUGUGAGCCACGGUGACGACCUGCUCUACCUGUUCCGGUCUCCGAUCUCGUUUGGCCAGCACUCGGCCUCGGACAAUCUGAUGUCGGAGGUGCUCACCACCUACUGGGCCAACUUCGCGCGCACUGGGGCGCCGACAGUGGCUGGCGUGGACCCGUCAGGCCGACCAGCCUGGACAGUGUCAUCUAGUGAGCAGGUGGCAUACUACAACUUGUCGGUAUCGCCACUGCCCAUGCUGCCUGGUUACAGGGCAAGGGAGGCGGCCUUCUGGCUGGACUCCCUGCCCCUGGUGGAGGAGGAGGCGGGGAGGUCGUACGCCUUCCAGGUGGCCACGUGGACUCUGCUGGCGCUCUGCCUGCUGCUGGCGGUCGCCCUGGCGGCCGCUGUCGCCGUCUGCAUCGCCCGUGGCCGGAAGGACGGCUACGACAGCGACGACGUCAUCAGCAAGGUGAUGCGGUCGGUCCGGAGCAGCACCACCGGAUGAUGGUCAGAGGGGGAGAUGGUUCAGAUCUGUCCAGAGGCGGCGGUCACCACCUCAUCUGAGGACCUGGUGCAGGCCUCCCGCACCACCUACCUGUGACCUAGCCGGUCACCAGUCGGUCACCAGUCACCAGUCCGCCACUGGCCGGCAGCUGGCGUCUGCUCCCAGUGGUUUGCGGCGUAGCCGUGCCAGUGCUCGGGCAAUCUGACUGUCUCCCCCAUCGAAGGCAAUGCUCGCCAAGUUACGCGUGAUGACUGUCGCGCGCGUCAUAUGCCUGAAUCCAGAAAACAUGCCCCGAUUAUAGUACUAUAAUACUGUAUAGCCCCGAGUUCCAUCUCCUUACUUAAGGAGAUGGAACUCUGGGCUCUGAUUGUAAUGUGACGGACCCGAGACGGAAGGGACUUUCAGUCGCCAGACAGCGGGAUAUCCCGGCUCGAGAUAGCUCGGGAAGUCCUGUCACCAGAGUGUGAGGCUGGGAACGUCCCGGCGCCCCCCGACUGAGGGAGCCCGAUACCACCCAGGUGUUUUCCGUCCCCGCCCGCCACCAGCGCGGCGGCCUGCUGUCAGCCAGACGUGCCAGUGCAGAGACCUAGCGCGUUUGUGAGCGCAGUUGUGUUAACCAAAGCAGAUUAUUUAUGAAUAUCAUAUAUUGUUGGUGGCCAAAUGUGAGACGUCAAGCGUAGGCUGAUGCGCGAGUUUAUGUAGUACCUGCAUUUAAUGGUAUAUUUUAUUCAGGCAUAUUUGUGAUACGAGGAUAGUGUAGCCGUCGAACAAUAUUUCCGUAGUAUAGAUUAGUUACUAGCAUUUAGGAAAGACUAUGUAGUCAGUCUUCGAGAUCAAUGUAUGCAUUUGCUGCAUCUGCAAUGUCCAAUGCGCUCUCAUUGUCCACUGUUUCUACUGAUGCUGUACCUGGUCAAAUACAACUUAGUGACUGAA
Molecule: messenger RNA, 3361 nt
Organism: Amphibalanus amphitrite
Lineage: Eukaryota; Metazoa; Arthropoda; Thecostraca; Balanomorpha; Balanidae
Product: neuroligin-3-like
Exons: 12
Coding region: 488-2428 (646 amino acids)
Cellular component (GO): septate junction; tricellular tight junction; cell surface
Source: RefSeq, a predicted model, not a curated record